This is a messenger RNA of Bolinopsis microptera, 1978 nucleotides long. RefSeq names its product proton-coupled amino acid transporter 1-like. Gene Ontology annotation, molecular function: L-amino acid transmembrane transporter activity. The coding region runs from base 151 to 1593 and encodes 480 amino acids. NCBI's taxonomy places the organism in Eukaryota, Metazoa, Ctenophora, Tentaculata, Lobata, Bolinopsidae. Gene Ontology annotation, biological process: amino acid transmembrane transport. The transcript has 8 exons. The record is from RefSeq and is a predicted model, not a curated record.
AAUACAUUUUAGCAAACUGCCACGUUCAAGAAAAGCUGUUAUGAACUGUCCAGCUAAAAAGGUGGUCCCCUGAUUAAGUUAUUACGCAAAACUACUACAAUACAAGAAUACACACUCUGACCACCCCUGACGAACAUAUAAUAAAAAUAUAUGUCUUUUUCAAAUAAAGAGCACCGGCCAUCAGAUAGGUCCAGACCUCGCACAAGAUCCUCGGACAGCUAUGGAAUCAGGUCGCCCUUACUUAAUCACUCCGGGGACCAGGACAGUAUAGAAUUGAGUUCUAUGAAAAACGAUCCUUUCAAUCGGAGUCUGAGUAUUAAAAGAAAUCUGAAGGAUGACAAAAUCUACUGCUUUGAAGCUUUCGCACAUUUUUUAAAAGGAAACAUCGGAUCAGGAUUUCUAAGUAUUCCGUAUGCCAUAUCGCUGGCAGGUUUAGCAGUUGGGCCCCCCUUACUAGCUCUGAUAUGUGGAAUGUCUCUAUACUGCAUGCUUCUUAUCCUGAAAUGUGCUGAUAAGCUUGGUAGGAAAUACGAUCAGAAGAAUAUGGGUUACGGGGAUGUAGUCGAACUCGCUUGUAAGGACUAUUUCAACAGCGAUGGUAAGGUUGGAAGAAGAGCGGUGGACUCAUUCCUUAUCUUAACUCAGCUCGGUUUCUGCUCAAUUUACUUCAUCUUCAUCUCUGGAAACAUUAAAACUGUUGUGGAAAAUUACUAUCCAGAAAUGCAAAUCAAUAUGAAGGUGUACCUGGUAGUUCUACUCGUCUUCAUAAUGUUAACUUCAUUUGUGUGGAACAUGAAGGCUCUGGCGGUCUUCUCUGUUAUAGGAAAUGUGUGUAUAUUCACCGGACUUGGAGUUGUUCUGGUGUACAUAUUCAUGAACACUGACUUCACAGAGGACACGUCUAAUCUCAUUCAUGGAAAUAUUGGCAGCUUUCCUAUUUUCUUUGGCAUGGCAAUAUAUUCUUACGAGGGAAUCGGUCUAGUUUUACCUCUGAGGAAUGAGAUGGUUGAACCAGAGAAGUUCCCACGUCUCGUUAUAAUUGCAAUGUUUGUUUUGCUGUCUCUUCAGAUCAUAUUUGGAUCUCUUGGUUUUCUCUGCUUCAAAUACGAUACCGCUGCUAUCAUCACGUUUAACAUGAAGAAAGGAGUAGUAGGUUCGCUUGCUCAGCUAGCAGUGUCACUGUGUGUAUACCUCACCUACCCUCUCAUGUUCUACGUUCCUGUUGACAUUCUGAUGGUUCCUGCCAAAGAGAGGUUCCCGGAGUGCCACAGCUUCAAUGUGGAGUUCUGGUUACGCGUGAUACUAGUAAUGUUAACAUUUAUGUUCGCUGUCCUCAUCCCACAUAUCGAACUGUUUAUCGCUCUGAUAGGAGCGCUUGCCAGCAGUUCCCUCGCUCUCAUAUUCCCUCCUAUGGCGUAUAUCAUGGUAUUCAGACCCGCAUUGAGAGAGCGUAGUAUCUGUAUGCUGAUAAUGUUAGUUGGAAUAUUAGGAACUGUGAUCGGAACUACGUUUGCACUAAAAGACAUAGUGUGUGCGCUAUCUGGAUCCCCUGUUGGAGGAGGCUGGCCAUGUCAACCUCCCCCGGAGCAUUGAUCUGUUUUAUUGUUCAGCAUGUUUUGUGUGUAAUCUCUUUAUAAUGUGUUGUGUAUUGAACGCUUUAAUGUUAUUUACAAAUGGGUUAGAUUGUUAUUUCUCUGAAAUUUGAAGUUUGGUUUCUACGGUUGAAAAGGAGGGGUUUUGUAUGCUUUUUAGUAGGGAUUUUUGAUGUAUUAUUACCUUGAUGGAACAUAAAUUAUUUUUGAUGGUAUUUUUUAUAUUCAGUCGUAGUUGCUUAGAUAUUAACAAUAUUUUGUACUUUUCUAGUUUUCCAGACAAUUAUUAAUGAUAAGAAUGAUAUCAGUAAAAUAACGCAUGUUGCCAAGAAUGGAUCACGAUUACUUUUUUAUUCGAAAAUUUGGUUAUUUGACGUUUCUGUAUU